Cetraspora pellucida is the source of this 2289-nucleotide messenger RNA. The record is from the annotation of a GenBank genome assembly. Lineage: Eukaryota; Fungi; Glomeromycota; Glomeromycetes; Diversisporales; Gigasporaceae.
AUGAAAGAAUAUCAUGAUCUAUUGGUUCAUACUGUAUAUGAAAGACAUCCAAUUUCAGUGAUAGGAUAUUAUCCUUUACGAAUGAACCUUACAGCCGUAUCUAACAAGUUUAAAGACAUCUUUUUUGUGGCUAUUUAUGAUUCUAUCUUUGCGUACCGGCUGAACCCAUACCAUGAUGAUGAUGAUACGCCAAAAAAACCAUUCAAAAAACUCAACCGUCCCGUAGAUUCAGUUUCUCCUGAUGAUGAGGAAUUACAUGUAAUUAAUGCUAUUAAAGUGGGAGAGAUUGGGUACGAAGAAGUGCUUGUUAGUGUUGAUGAAUCGGGAGACAUUCAUGUUUGGUAUACUUCAAACCUUGAAAAAAAUCCGUUGCACUUCAAAAAUAAUGAAUCCACAUGGGGUAUAACACUUCAUGGUCCAAGACGGUUACUUGCGGUCAGUGCUAAUUCUCACGAAAUCACAAUUUUCAACUUACAAUAUGGAUUACAACGAUUACAACCAUCAGCAAAAUUUUCUGGUAGUCAGGACAUGAGUAGCAAGCAAAAAUAUUCACUUCGUGGUCAUAGACACAAUAUCCCUAAUAUAUCGUUCAGUUCUUGUGGUCAAUUUUUGGUUUCAUGCAGUAUCGAUAGAUCAUGUCGAAUUUGGAAUGUUAAUACAGGUCAAACCAUAGCUGUUUAUGAUGUUUCUAAUGAAUGGGGUUGGUCUGCAUGUUUUGUUUCUAAAUCUAAUUUCAAGAACACAAAUAAAACCAUAUCACGAAAUCUUCGUACACACAAAGAUACUAAUAACCGAUCACAAAGUCGUGCUGAUCGUGUAUAUUCUGAAUCAGAAUCAGAAAGAGAUAAUAUACCGACACCUUUACGUUCCGUAACUCCUACUAUCGGAUUUUUUCCUUUGGAUACUGAAUAUGAAGAUGGAUAUGAUGAAAACACAGAAAUAACAAUAGUUUAUAAUGAUUACGGCGAGGCCGAAGCUGUAAAUGAAGAAAAUGAAUCUAGCUAUUCGGAUGUACAAGGAACAAAUAAUAAUAACGAAAAUGAUUCAGAUGAUCAUGGUUCGCAUACCCCAGUUCCAGAUGAUAUGUCUGAUGAUGAAUGGUCACCAAGCGCUGAAACUCGAGAUAUGUAUAGUAACAACCUUAAUGUCCAAAACAGUGAUGAAAUAUCAUCAUCCGAACGCACAGAGAACGGGAAUUCACAAAGGCAUCCGUCACCGAUUUUUUAUGCUAGCCGCUUUCCAUCAACUUCGAUUACUCAACAGAUUUUACCGGCAAUUUACUUUUCCAACAAUUCUCCAGCGUAUUCUCCAGCAACGCCUCAAUAUAUGCAAGAGCCAAGUUCUUCAGCAACAUCCGGACUUGGACAAAAUAUACCAUAUACACUGCCUGCAACUUAUUCACCUCCACCGCAGACGCCAUUGAUUAAUGACAUUUCCACGUCCCAGGAGCAAGUAACUGCAACAUUUUCGUCGUCCUCUAAUUCUGAGCAUAUUAGACCGGAAUCUCCUGUCUAUUCUCCAAUGUCGCCAGAAUAUUCACCAAUUAAUACGAACUACACUCCAGAAUCACCACAUUAUGAUCCGAUGUCACCCCAGUAUACACCUACAUCACCAAGCUAUAAUCCCACUUAUGCACGUCCAAGAGCUCAAGAUUUUUUUGAUGAUAUUCCUGAAAACUCAUAUGAAAAUGAACGGUCACCACGAUCAUACAGUCAUUUAGAGGAGCAGGAGAGGAGCUACCGAUCACGAUCUUUGAACCGAAGAAUAGCGAUUGCGAUAGACAAUAUGGAGAUGCAUAAAACACUGAAAGGACGAGUUCCUAAGAUCUCUCAGGAUCUCGUAUUAUUUAGCUCACAACAUGAUUUAUUUCUUCUUGAUCCUAAAUCAAACUUAUCUAUUCAGAGUUCAUUAAGGAGAGUUGUUUGUAAGAGUGAUUCAAGAAGAGCGAGUUAUUUGGACUCAAAUGAUCGAUUGAAUAUGGUUGAGUGGAUUCCUGAUCUCUCACUCGCAAUAGUUGCAAGUCAGAAAGGAAAGGUUGCACUAGUUAGACUUCUUAACAUUAAGGGGAUUGAACAUUAUUAUCUUCAUGACGAAAAACUCAUACCCCAGAAUCCUUUACCAAACGCACCAUUGAUAGGAAUGUUUGUUGUAAAAAAUGACAAUCUACAAGAUCCUUCUUUGUAUUUUUAUAAUCUUCACUUGAUUUAUGCAGACGGUAGUAUGUAUUGCUAUGAAAUACGAAGGAGAGAGCAAACAAACGAUUUAAGGCUAGAUAACGUUUGGAUAUAA